AUGGUCCGCGAAAUCUUGAGCAUUGCAGCACGAGAGUAUCUACACACGCAGUCGUCCGAGUGCUUCGUGCCCUCCGAGAGCCUCCGAGGCUCCGAGCCUUCCGAGUCAGUGCGUAAUCAUGGCGUCGAAUCUAUCCGGACGAUCCCUAGGAGAAGCUUGAAAGGGUCUGAGUUUGAUGCCGGCUUUACUUACGACUCAUCCACCAGUUCUAGCAGUCCCGCCAAUGACACCCUCACUGAUGCGUAUUGGCCAUACACGCUCGACAACGGGUUUGCUAACGACUGUCUCACUGUUCCUGGGCUGUGUCAAGGAAAAGUCAAAUUACCUGGCAUGUGGGAAAUUCCCAUGUAUGGUAUCUUUGAUGAAAAGCAAGCCGGUGGCGUGCACUUGAUGGACCCAUGGCUCGAUGACCCUGACCCAAACAAGGUACUCGAAUGGAUGAAAUCUACCUUCCUGGCCCAUUAUAACGGCAACCGCCAACCAUUUGGACUGUACACCCACCCCAUCCAUCUUGCUACCGGCUACCCGGGUGUUACCGAUCCGAAGGCCCAGAUCAACAUGGUCAAUCAGUUCCUCGACUGGGCCCAACAGAUGCAGGGUGUUUGGAUUAUCAGCAAUGCGCAACUUCUCGAAUGGGUCAAGCAUCCUGUCCCUAUGAGCAAUCUCAACUCGGUGUCCGCAUUAGGCUGCUCGACCCCAUCUGUCGCUGAGAAGAUCUGCAACGGCAUGCCCGAUAACGAGAAGGGCCUGCUUCAGAAUUGUCCCUUCAGUGAUUUCCCCUUCACCACGUGUUAUGGAUGUCCUUCGGUGCCACCAACGCCCAGCAACCCGUUACCGCCUCAAACUGGUAGCAACCUUCGACACCGAUUGCCCGCCAACUGUUCGACCCCGUUCUGGGACCCGAUCGGCAACAAGUGUCUCUGCACCUCAAGUGCCUGUCAAUUCAGCGACAUGACGCGACCCAUUGGCCCCAACGGAGCCAACUUAACUGGCGGCGGCACUGGGGGCAUGUCUGAUGGCUCGGGAAAAACCAUCUACACCCCCUUCAAAAAGAACUCAGCUGAGGCUCGGCUCAAUGUCAACCGCGCCGUCACCCCUGCUCUCGUGAUUGCUGCCCUGUCGUUCUUGUUACUUUGA
Molecule: messenger RNA, 1137 nt
Organism: Puccinia triticina
Lineage: Eukaryota; Fungi; Basidiomycota; Pucciniomycetes; Pucciniales; Pucciniaceae
Exons: 4
Coding region: 1-1137 (378 amino acids)
Biological process (GO): carbohydrate metabolic process
Source: RefSeq, a predicted model, not a curated record